Molecule: messenger RNA, 2669 nt
Organism: Caenorhabditis sp. 36 PRJEB53466
Lineage: Eukaryota; Metazoa; Nematoda; Chromadorea; Rhabditida; Rhabditidae
Source: the annotation of a GenBank genome assembly
AUGAUUCUUUUCUAUUUUUUGGCAGGUAAAUCGGAGUUACGGAAGUCCCAAAUGCAGUUUUUUUUCAGUUUUUCUGCCAAUUGUGGGCUCGCGGGAGCUUAUGAUUCAGAGAGCUUGUAAGAUUAAUCCAGAGCUUUCGUUUUGCAGACCCCGUGAGUUUCUUCCGAACAUCUCAUGACCUGAAAUUCUAAUUAAGACAUUACAACGGCAAAGAUCCGAAGUGAAAGCGAGAAAAAACACGACAUAUUUCUGCGAUGGGCGUUUGUAGCAGCCAAAGACGCACAGGACAUCGAGGAAAGCGUCGACACGGAAGAAUUGGAAACGACGAGAAAGACGACGUACAGUGUGGAGGAUUAUUGUACAAAGUACAAGGCAAACUUCGAAGCUUACUGUUCUAGUGGAAGUUUUGAAAAGCUCGAAGGGCUUCUCGCUCAGUUCUGUGCCAGCUACACGAAAAACUGUGGGAAUGUGGCUGGGAAGAUUGCAAAAGUUGAGGAGUGAGUUGCAGUUCUUGAAAGUGCUCGCCAAAUGAAAGUUCAGAGUGUUCCCAACUCCUCAGCCGUUUCUCUCUUCCACGACUACACUAGAAGCGCCAAAACCAGUAACUGAUUUUUGCGACGAAAACGCGGAAAAGAACAAAAGUGAAUGUGAAAAAGAGGGCUUCACACCCGAUUCGUUCUGCGAAAACUACAAAAAGCAAUGCGCGAAAGUGGAGAAAGUGGACGAUGAAACAGGAAAAGAUGAGGAGGACGAUCUGUGAGUCACACGUUCUGAAACGCAGCAAAGUAUAAGCGAUUUUUCAGAGAAACUCCAGAAGAGUUUGAAAUGAACCAAAAAGUUGAGCACAAAGAGGAGAAGGCUGAAGUGGCAGAGGGACAAGGAGCGAGUAACGAUGAAGUGACCGCUUACUGCACCAACUACAUCGAAAACUACAAUUUCUAUUGUGUUGGUGACAUGUCUCCGGAACACGAAAAGUUCUGUAACUCUUAUAAGAAGAACUGUCCGGAUAGAGUACCGUAAGUUUAGGUCUAAUUGCGGAGCUGCUUUCUUUAUUUAUAAAAAUUUCCUCGUUUCUCUUUUUUGGUUCAUACAUAUACUUCAGUUAUGCCUAUUGAUAUUGUUCGUGCACAUUUUGUUAAAUGCAUAGCUUCCACUUUUCGUUUCAGAUGCGUGGCAUGUUGGUUCUUCUGGCUUCAUGCCAAGCUUACAGAUUGAAACAGUCGGGCUCAUUUUUGGGAAGCGACGGCAGCAAUUCGGGGGGAUCGGAGAGCAGUACUGCCGCCGGUUCUGAUGACAAGACGUACUUGUACAAAGGGUCGAAGAAGGAGUACUGCCAGAAGUUCAGUGUGAACUUUGAGUACUAUUGCAAGUGAGCGACAGAUUCUUUAUGUAGUCCAUGCUGAUCUUCUUUACCAGAGGAACGAUAGAGAAUGUGGAAAUCUUCACAAAGUUCUGCCCGUCCUACAAAAGAGCUUGUCUCGGCGGGUAAGAGCUUUUCCGUUGUAUCCAGCGAAUCUUUGUUGAAUUUAGUGCGCCCGCCAACCCAUUCACAGCUUCUAAAGCACCGAAAAAACAAGAAGAAGCUGGAGAUUCGGAUUUUCCAGACAUUGAACAUCCGGUACGUUCACGUUAGCCUAUACGACAGACUAGACGUUAGUACAGAAGAUUUUUUCAGACAGAAACUUCUAGAAGCUCUAACGCCAGACGGAGCAAGAAAGUGAAAAAAAGACCGUGCACUGCGGAUUGUGAUCAACGAAUCUACCCGCACUGCACGAAAGAGUGCAAGUGCGACUAUGACUACCCGGCAGUUCAAAAGUUCUGCAACCCGCCGCCGUUGCCACUCUUCCUGAACACGUGUCGUCUCUGGUAUAACGGAUGUCCAAAGUACGAGCAAUAUCACUACGCAUCUCAAUUCAUCUACUCGAAAGCGGAGAAAGGAAAAGUGUUAGAAGGACCGAAGACUCAGACGACGUUCCAGUUGCUCACGCCGUCCGGCGAGACACUGCCCUACAAACCUGCAAGGGUUAAAAGAGAUUCUGACUUGGUUUACUGGCCUGAAAAUGGAAACUCAAUUGAUGAUUUGGAUGCCGAGGCCGGGAAUUCUACUGUUCAUUCUAAUGUCAUCGCUGGAGGAGGAGACAGAAUUGUGAAGUCUAAAAAUGGAACUCUCGUGCAUCUGGUUGCUGCUCCACCGUUGCCAAAGCAGAGAAAUGCAAAGUAAGUGCCAAAGCGCUAGCUGUUUUAAAAAAACAUUCAGAGACCAAGUGCUCAAAGAUGAUAACGCAAGUGUCCCCAACUUGCCACGUGUCAAAAAGACUACCGGCGGAGAGUCCGUACCAGUUUACUCGGACAGUGUCUUCUCGAACGCUCUUCAGCAAUACAACUCGCUCACCGACUCGCGAGGAAUUCUCCACCGCCCACGCAGCAGAUCCCCGUUCACAAAGCCCGGACUAUGGGAGCCAAAUCCGGAUGAUCCGCACAACAGAGAUCACGCCAACAAAUACUAUUAUCGGCCGCAAUCGGUGAGUGUCGAUUGGCUCCAAGGACAACUAGCCUGGGGAGCACAUUGGGCAGUCCCGGCAGCCGGAACUGGUGGGACCGAUGGAUUCAGUGCCGUGCACUUCCCAUCCAUCGGAACUUUCCUCAACAUUCCAGACGAUUACGAUUAG